GAGUCCGGAGGCCUAGAGUGAGCGAGGGCCGGCUUGAGAAUGACACGGCCUGCGGAUUCUAUGAAGGAGCGUCCUUUGGGAUUGCGGCAACCACAUGUGACGACCCCACGCUGGACUCCAUUUCGUCCAUUGUUAGUGAAGUGACAUUCAGCCAAAGAGCAGUUGAUGUAUUUCCUCAGCGACCAGCACGGAUUAGCUCCAAGCAUGACGAAGUGGAUAUCGUCCUCUUUUGGAAGGCCAAACAGAGUAGUUUCACUUUCACAGUGAAACACACAGCGACUAUACGACAUGGCGGCGGCGGCAACAACAAUACUACAACGAGAAUAAAAGUGCCGUGGACCCCGUGAAAAGGGAUCUCUGAGUUUUGUAGUGCCAUCAUCAUCCACCAACUCUUCCUCUCAUUCUCUGCAUCUGCAUCAGCCAUCAUUUUAAUUGCUCCACCUGUACAUUAGUCUUCACUGGGAUUUCAGGAGCAUAAGCAGCUGUCAUCACUCAUCUCAGUAGAACGACGCUGUUUGACGAUGGCACAGCUUUUGUAUGCCACUGUGGUUUUGGCCGGAGUCUGCCUGCUUCUGAGGCUCUGCGCUGGAGCAGGUCAGAAUCCUGACCAUGUGCUACAGGGCACUGGAAUGAAUCCUGGCUCGGACUCCAGAAGGCCCGUGGGCGACUCUACUGUGGCACCAGAAGAUGCUGCCCGCUUCCUCAGCUGCCACUGUUCAGGGCACUGCCCUGAUGAUGCCAAGAACAACACCUGCAUGACAAAUGGGCAGUGCUUUGCCAUCAUUGAAGAAGAUGAAAAUGCAGACGUGAUCUUAAGCUCAGGCUGUAUGAAAUAUGAGGGCUCUCAUUUUCAGUGCAAGGAUUCACAGUUUGCACAGGCACGUCGAACCAUCGAAUGCUGCCAAUUUGACUUUUGUAAUCGGGAUCUAAAGCCAGAGUUACCACCUCAAGACACCGAAGCACCAGACCCUCACUGGCUGGCCUUCCUCAUUUCAGUGACUGUGUGCUUCUGCACCCUCUUCUGUGUCACUAUCAUCUGUUAUUACAGGUAUAAGUGGCAGACAGAGAGGCAGCACUACCACAGAGACCUGGAGCAGGACGAGCCCUUUAUCCAAGCAGGAGAAUCUCUGAAAGACCUCAUCAACCAGUCUCAAACCUCAGGCAGUGGCUCUGGGCUCCCCCUGUUGGUGCAGCGCACCAUUGCGAAGCAGAUCCAGACAGUGCGUCUUAUUGGAAAAGGCAGGUAUGGAGAGGUGUGGCUCGGACGGUGGAGGGGGGAGAAGGUAGCCGUGAAAGUGUUUUUCACUCGAGAGGAGGCCAGCUGGUUCAGAGAGACUGAGAUCUACCAAACCGUGCUCAUGAGACACGAGAACAUACUAGGCUUCAUUGCUGCAGACAUAAAUGGCACUGGAGCCUCUACGCAGCUGUACCUGAUCACAGACUAUCAUGAGAAUGGAUCUCUGUAUGACUAUUUGAAGUUCACCACUCUAGACACACAGACCCUGCUCAAACUGGCCUACUCUGCAGCCUGUGGCUUGUGCCACCUGCACACGGAGAUCUACGGCACACAGGGAAAGCCAGCCAUCGCUCACAGAGACCUGAAGAGCAAGAACAUCCUCAUAAAGAAGAACGGCACCUGUUGCAUCGCUGACCUCGGGCUUGCUGUGAAGUUCAACAGUGACACAAAUGAAGUGGACAUCCCACUGAGCACACGUAUGGGCACCCGACGCUAUAUGGCUCCAGAGGUCCUGGAUGAGACUCUGAAUAAGAACCACUUUCAGGCCUACAUCAUGGCGGACAUCUAUAGCUAUGGGCUGGUUAUAUGGGAAAUGGCCAGAUGCUGUGUCACUGGAGGUAUCGUUGAGGACUAUCAGGUACCGUAUUAUGAGAUGGUGCCAUCAGAUCCAUCUUAUGAGGAUAUGCUUGAGGUUGUGUGUGUCAAAGGACUGCGGCCCACUGUAUCCAACAGAUGGAACAGUGAUGAGUGUUUGAGGGCCAUGUUAAAGCUGAUGUCAGAAUGCUGGGCCCACAAUCCUGCAUCACGCCUGACCAUCCUACGAAUCAAGAAGACUUUAGCAAAAAUGGUGGAAUCUCAAGACAUUAAAAUCUGAUUGGCUUUGAUUUUAUCUUUGAUAUCAUUGUCCCCUUCACAGAGGAGGAGGAGAGUCGUGAUAGUGACAUCUAACGCAAUUAUGAACUAUAACAAGCUCUCUCGUUCUCUGCCGGAUCAGACAAUGGUGCCUUUUGCCGCUUUCUGUGAAAGCUGUGUCAUUGGAAACUUGGAUUAGAGGAUUACUGCAACAGACUAAACAGUAGAUAGAGUAAAGAUUGACAUAAACCUCACUGCCUUAAAAUCCACUCAAGAUAUUCUGCAUAGAUUCUGGGAUAAACUUCCUGCCAUAUGGAUGAAAUGUUGUUGACUUCUCAUGGAAUCUGUGUAAAGCAUACUCUGAUUUAAUGUAUGAUGUGUAAUAUAUUAUAGUAAUAGAUUAACUGAGACCAGAGCAAAAUAAUAUGCUAUCAAUAUAAAGAGCUGUUGACCUAAUGUGUAGCAUUUAAAAAUCAUACUUGAACUAUACAGUAGUUUUUC
Carassius carassius (crucian carp) is the source of this 2590-nucleotide messenger RNA. RefSeq names its product bone morphogenetic protein receptor type-1A-like. The record is from RefSeq and is a predicted model, not a curated record. Gene Ontology annotation, cellular component: signaling receptor complex; plasma membrane. Gene Ontology annotation, molecular function: SMAD binding; ATP binding; transforming growth factor beta receptor activity, type I. Gene Ontology annotation, biological process: cellular response to growth factor stimulus; BMP signaling pathway; protein phosphorylation. Lineage: Eukaryota; Metazoa; Chordata; Actinopteri; Cypriniformes; Cyprinidae. Bases 522 to 2111 code for a protein of 529 amino acids. The transcript has 13 exons.